Mirounga angustirostris (Northern elephant seal) is the source of this 7381-nucleotide messenger RNA. It is a transcript of the gene CSNK1G3, whose product is annotated as casein kinase 1 gamma 3. The transcript is spliced from 14 exons. The record is from RefSeq and is a predicted model, not a curated record. Gene Ontology annotation, molecular function: protein serine/threonine kinase activity; ATP binding. The coding region runs from base 1186 to 2556 and encodes 456 amino acids. NCBI's taxonomy places the organism in Eukaryota, Metazoa, Chordata, Mammalia, Carnivora, Phocidae. Gene Ontology annotation, cellular component: nucleus; plasma membrane; cytoplasm. Gene Ontology annotation, biological process: signal transduction; positive regulation of canonical Wnt signaling pathway; endocytosis.
GUGGUCUUUUUGUUCAUAAAUGUCUUGGAACCCUGUGUACAUGAAUGGGGCUUGUUGAAUGGUGGGUUCCCCUCCUUCCUCCAGGUUGGUUCAGAUUAGGAUCUGACAACAUUGAGGUGUUGUAGAUACUGAGAAUAUAGGCUGGCAAAAGGGGAAAGUCCCAGGCUGCAGAUCCAGCUAGAAAGGUAUUUUGAGAGGUCAGACAGUUAGCAAAAACAACAUUAGGAGGUAAAGUGGAUAAAAAUAUGAACUCAGGAAUUCUACUUUUAAUCAUAUUCCCACUGUACCACUUACUAACUUCAUGAUGCUGGUCAUGCAGUGUAAUUUCUUUAAAUUUUAGUUUCCUUUAAAUUUAAUUCCCUGUUGGUAAAAGUAUGGAUUCAUAAUAAUACCUUACAGUUUUGAGAAUUGAUGAAUUAAUCUGUUUAAAGUACUUAGCAUAGUAAGUGCUCAGCAAAUAUCAACUACAGAGAUUGUACAAAAAAAACCGGCUUCUGUAGUAGAAUGUCUAGAUUCCUGAAUGGGAAUGAUACUGUUUCCAGCUGAGUAAUAGCUGCCCCUUUCAAGUGGGGUAUUUGCUUUCUAGUUUGCUGUAGUCCCCAGUAUUCCUUAUUGUCUUCUUCUCUGCUUGGUUUACUCAUACGUAUUACCUGCCUUACUUGUUUGGGCAUUUGGAUUUGUGACUCCUGUCUAUUGGUGUUAGGUAUAGCUGAAAGAAUAUCUUCAAUUUUCAGAACUGAUUUUUCUUUGGUGCUAGGAUGAAUCACUGCAGAAGACAGAAAUGCAGGCAGUAAUAACAGAGUAAAUUAGGCAAGGAAACUCCGUCUCAUCCAGGAAAUUCUUGGGAGCACUGGUAGCACACUGGUCGGCAUAUGUGAAUAAUGCUCACUGAGGUGUUUCAGGUGAAUGAAGAGCCUGAUGUUAGGAGUCUGGUGCUCUCUAUCAAUAUCAGCUUACAUCAUUGAAAAGAUAAUUUUGAAGAUAUGUUUUGCUGAAAAGACAACUGAGAAAAAUUUUACGAAUGGGAUGAACACGCUCCAGUUAACUGACUACCUACUGCAAUUUGAAUGUUAACAAUUACCCACCUGGUACAGUUAACCUAGUGAUGUACCUAUUCUCACAAUACCCUAUUUCAUUGUGCUUGUCUUGAUUAAAGAAUUCAAAGUGGAGUACCGCAAACUUGAUAUGGAUAAUAAAAAGAAAGACAAGGAUAAAUCAGAUGAUAGAAUGGCACGACCUAGUGGUCGGUCGGGACACAACACUCGAGGAACUGGGUCUUCAUCCUCUGGAGUUUUAAUGGUUGGACCUAACUUUAGAGUUGGAAAAAAAAUUGGAUGUGGCAAUUUUGGAGAAUUACGAUUAGGGAAAAAUUUAUAUACAAAUGAAUAUGUGGCAAUUAAACUGGAGCCCAUGAAAUCCAGAGCACCACAGCUGCAUUUGGAAUACAGAUUCUACAAGCAGUUAGGAUCUGGAGAUGGUAUACCUCAAGUUUACUAUUUUGGCCCUUGUGGUAAAUACAACGCCAUGGUGCUCGAACUGCUGGGACCUAGUUUGGAAGAUUUGUUUGAUUUAUGUGACAGGACGUUUUCUCUUAAGACAGUUCUCAUGAUCGCUAUCCAGCUGAUCUCUCGCAUGGAAUAUGUCCACUCAAAGAACUUGAUAUACAGAGAUGUAAAGCCUGAGAACUUCUUAAUAGGACGACCAGGAAACAAAACCCAGCAAGUUAUUCAUAUUAUAGAUUUUGGUUUGGCAAAGGAAUAUAUUGAUCCGGAGACAAAGAAACACAUACCAUACAGAGAACACAAGAGCCUUACAGGAACAGCUAGAUAUAUGAGCAUAAACACACAUUUAGGAAAAGAACAAAGUAGAAGAGAUGACUUAGAAGCUUUAGGUCAUAUGUUCAUGUAUUUUCUGAGAGGCAGUCUUCCUUGGCAAGGUUUAAAGGCUGACACAUUAAAAGAGAGGUAUCAGAAAAUUGGAGAUACAAAACGAGCCACACCAAUAGAGGUGUUAUGUGAAAAUUUUCCAGAAGAAAUGGCAACAUAUCUUCGUUAUGUAAGAAGGCUAGAUUUUUUUGAAAAACCAGACUAUGACUACCUAAGAAAGCUUUUUACUGACUUGUUUGAUCGAAAAGGAUAUAUGUUUGAUUAUGAGUAUGACUGGAUUGGUAAACAGUUGCCUACUCCAGUGGGUGCAGUUCAGCAAGAUCCUGCUCUGUCAUCAAACAGAGAAGCACAUCAACACAGAGAUAAGAUGCAACAAUCCAAAAACCAGUCGGCAGACCACAGGGCAGCUUGGGACUCCCAGCAGGCAAAUCCCCACCAUUUGAGAGCUCACCUUGCAGCAGACAGACAUGGUGGCUCGGUACAGGUUGUAAGCUCUACAAAUGGAGAGUUGAACACAGAUGACCCUACCGCAGGACGUUCCAAUGCACCCAUUACAGCCCCUACGGAAGUGGAAGUGAUGGAUGAGACCAACUGCCAGAAAGUGUUGAACAUGUGGUGCUGCUGUUUUUUCAAACGAAGGAAAAGGAAAACCAUACAGCGUCACAAAUGACUCUGGACACAGACAGAUCAUGGGGAGUUACUUACGUGUUCAUCUGCUGUCUUGUGAUUAAAAUCAUCUCUGUAGUGACCACAUAUAUUUCCAAGGACUCACUCUUAGAAACAAAAUGUCAUACUUUCAUACUUCAUUUUGUGGUUGUCUUACAUUCAUAUUUUUUUCUAAUUUAACUUUUAUGGAAGCUUUAAAGUUUUGUCCAAACAUGAGUGCUUUGCCCAUCAAUGAAUGGAAUGGACCAAGGAGGUGGUACUGACGGAUACAGCUCUAAAGACAUUUUUCAGAAGCUCUCCUCCUGUUGUAGAAAGCAGUACAGUAUCUUCAGUGUCAAACAGUUACAUGCCUAAUCUGGUUUUUUUUUAUAACUUCUGUAAGAGCAUAAUCAAGCAGGAAUUUUCUCCCCAGUGGAUAAUGCAACAGAGAAGACGCAGUUGCCCAAAUAUGUAAAAGAAGCUAUUUUGUGAGAAGUUCAUUUCUUGUGUGACAUGCGCAUUGAUUUCAGUAUUACUGACGGUACUGCUAGUCAUGAGUCAUACUAACAUUCUCUCUGUGAAAUCAUGGUACAGUCACUGCCCAGAGGUACUGAGGAAAAAGCUCUGUGGGUUCGGCAGACGGUAGGGGUCAAACGAAUCACCAGGAGCGUGCUAGAUAGGAGCUCUGCUUUUGUGGCACCACGACGUGAAGUACAGUGUCGCUCAAGUGGCAAAAGCGCUUUUUAAAAAAAAAAAAAAAAAAGAAAAAUGCAAAAUAUUUGUAUAAUGUAACUUUAUGCUUCCAGAUAAUAAUGUAUGUUAGACAGCAAGAAAUGAAUACUUUGAGAAAUUAAGUAUGUUGGAGUUUUUUUUUUUUUUUUAAAUACACUAAGGAGAAGAAAUAAAUGUGAAUCUCAUUGCAAUGUGUAAGGUUGAAGUCUGAGGAGAUCCCACUGAAACCUGCUGAAUGAUUACAUUCUCCCUUAAGCAGAAAAUUUUGGAUGUGCCAUGCAGUGGUGUCUGUUUAUUAAUUAUUUGCUCUUUGAUAAAAAAAAAAAAAAAAGGACCCCCAGCAAUAAAAACUGGGUCACUCUAUUGCCCUCUGUGCACAUUAGUCUCUUGUAUUCAACUUUGCUGGUUCUCUGGAAUUUUCCUACUUUUUAGUAUAAUUUUGAUGACUGAAAACUAUUUUGGAAAGGAUGGGUCAGGUGCUUUGCCUCCAUAGUCUUUUGAAGUGCCUGCAUAUGAACAAAGUAACAGUUCUGUAAAAAAGGAAACCCAUUCCACUUUUUAGGUAUGCUUUGUUUUAAGCCAUAAAGACACAGGUGUAGUACUUUGGUCGCAUUCUACUAGCCAGAUUCUUCAAGAAGAGUUAAGACAUAAAGACUGGCUAGAACGAGAAUGAUGUUUUUCAAAUCUCAUCUUCACCUUUCAUUUAGAAGAUUGCUACUUUUUCCAUGCAACCCUUUCUUUGUCUUUAAGUGCAUGCCUUCCGGCGUGCUUAUUUAUUUUUAUUGUCUCAAGGUAACAUUUAAAAUGUGUAAUUAAAGUAAAUAAAUUACAUUUUUGACUUCAUUAUUGCAUUUACAGGGAUUUAAUUGUACUUGGUAAUUUAUUUUUUCUUAUUAGCCAAAAGUUCAGCGUGUUGUUUUUGACAAAUUAGGCGCCCAUAUGAAUACUGCAAAUCAGGACAUUGUUUAUCAUUGUUGCUCUGAAUCGUCUGAAUGAUCUUUUCAAGUUCUUGAUUUUAAAGGCCCACGCUCAGCCUAGAAGACAUUUGCUGUAUAAUUUGGUCAACAGUUUCCAUUGUGUCUAUUUGUAUACUGUCAUGAUGUCUUAAACGACAGGAGUUACAUACUGAGUUUUUAUUUUUUGUUUGCCUUGAACAAGGUAGAUGGAUGUUUUGGCCAUUAUAAUGUGAAACCACUUUUUUCUUUACAGUAUUUGACCAAAUUUGUGUGUCUAUGAUAUUUGUAAAUACAUGGCGAUAUCUGUAUUUCUUAUCAUAAGCCUAUUUAGUUUUAUUCUCAGUAGGGUUUUUGGACUGUACAGUGUUUAUAUGAUCUGAACUCCUUAUACAUAAGAAGGUGUGUAUAUUAAUCCAAUUAUGGACUUAAAAUAUUUUAAAAGUAUAAAUACCCUUAUUUGCUGCAAAGACCAGUGUGUAGACAUUUGCUUUUUAGCAAUAUUUUUAAGUGCUCCAUUUUAAUGCCAAGGAGUAAGUCUUUUGGCAACACAAACUGGUCAAUAAUAGGUAAUGCAGGUAUGUUCAGGUUAAGCCAACAAUGUUUUGCAUUUUUAUGCUUCUUUUCUGUCAACACUAAUGAAGUCAACAUUGCCUGAAUGUCUGAAUAAUGAAACACAUCCCUGUUUAAAAGUAUGUAACUGAAAAAGAAAUAAAAAAUAAAGGUAGUUUUUUUAAACUCGCUUUUUCCCCCUUCCUCUAAUGACGGGUGAAGUGAUGCUACUCGUAAUAACCUAAGGUAGGAGUUCUAAAAAUCCGAUUCAUUUAGUUUUGUGUAUGUGAGAAGCCAAGCUAAAGGAAGACGCUUUUGUGUUUUGUGUUUCUGUUUGGAUUUUGCUUUGUGGGAGCCCCAACGUAAGUACAUACCUGGAAGUGUCUGAGCUUUCCUUCAAGAAAAAGCCUUUUACACUUCCCUGAACCAUUUAAUAGAGCGAUUAAUUAAAACUAAUGCUACCAAUAAAGCAAGGAAAAGAAACAGAAUCAUUUUAUUCCUUUUAAAAAAUGAAGUCAUACUGGGAUGUGCACAGCAGUGAAAUGUGAUUAAUCACUUUUCAGCGAAUGACUUUGCCAUUGCAGAUGGAGAGCAUGUAUCUGGGACAGACUCUCCCAGCUUAUCCUGUGCCAGGUGCUCUCAGGGGAGUUUUCCAAAAUGGUAUUAAUAGUGCUGUGCUUACUGAAAGAUGCUCCAGGUAAGAUAAGGCAAAGCAGCACCGGCUGACACCGGCAUUCAGAGGUGGUAGACCUGGAGAUGAAACCUAAUGGUCAAAAGGCCCGAUGUCGAAAAAUCUGAUUUAAGAUGGGGGUCAGUUGGAACGACAAUGCAGCCGCAUCAGCCAGCACCCUCCGAAUUGCGAGAGGCUUACACAGUAGGGGGUGUACGUUACCGUGUCUCGCUGACCAGGCCAGCGGAAGGGCCGGCUUCCGACGUGCUAGAUCCUGGUGCAGAGUCAGGAUCUCCCUGUGUCUCUCUCUCGCUUCCUCCCGGGCUGUUCUCAUUGCCAGGGACGCUUCUCCUGUGUGGUAGUGAAGCGGCCACCCAGCAGCUUCCGACGUCUGCUGUCUUCAUAACCUCAGCCAAAACGAAGAGCGGUUCCUCUCAGCGGUCCUAACAAAACCCUCACACUGACAUUUAUUGCUUCCUUGGUUCACAGGCCCACCCCUGAGCCAAUUACUGUGGCCAAGGGAAUGCUGUUUUCCCACCUUCAGAGGACACACUGGACUGAGAGAUGAGGUACGAGGGGUGUUAGCCAAGAGGAAGUGAGGGCAUGAUCACCAGAAGUCAGAGCAAGCCGACACUGCCCAGGCAAAACCCGUAGGCGGCCAUCGUCUUGAUGAGAAAAACGGGAGAGAGCCGAAAGGCAGACCUAAUCAUUUUAAAUCCGGAAAUGUUAUUAUUACUGGACUUCAUUAGUCUUUUUUUAAUAUGUUAUUAGAAAUUAUAUAUAGCAAGUGAAUACAUUUGAAAAAUGUUCUAGACUCAGGUAAAAACGGAGAGGUCCUCAGUACCUUCUUUGGUGUGUUUUUGUUUUUGUGGAGCGUUAAAGGUGUUUGUGAUAGAGCUGGGUUAGUAGACUAAAAAAGCUGGUUUUUCUGCAAGAGUACAAAUAAGUGGAGUUACAAAGCUUGGCUGAUGUUCAGGAUAACUAGUUUCUCCUCUGCCUAAAUCUUAUACAGACCCACAUGUUAUUAGGAAAUGUACUUAAUGAGAAUACGUGGAUCAUAACCAAGGGAAGAACUACGUAUUAUCAGGUUGUAUUGCUGGGAUAUAAAAAUGCUUUUGCUACAAAGAACAGUUGUUCACAGGAAGGUUCACCAUAUUGCAGUUGUAUUCAAAUGUAAAAACACUCCUGCACUGGUCUAGACUGAAGGUUGGCAAACUUUUUGUGGGCCAAGAGGCAAAACUGAGGCUCUUAAAUACUUGUGUAACAAGAAAACAAAUUUCCACUAAUUUUUUAUUAAUGGGAUCCAAAUUAUAUAUUAAUGCCUGAGUACAAUUAAAAAAAAAUACAAGUCUAGUAAUGAUAAGAAUUGAAUUAUUUUGAGGGGAUAAUAUUUCACAUAGCUGGGGUUUGAAAUCCAUGGCAAAUGUUCAUCUGUUAUACUGAUUGGUAAUGUGACUACAUAUUUCAUCUUUGAGAAUGUCUCCCGCAGAUAGAUACUACCAAAUACUGUUAUCAGUCCUCACAUGUAUGAUUUUCAUUGAACAUAUUUAUCAUUUGGAAGGUACUUACAGAAUUCCAUUAGAUUCCACUCUUGAUAUUUGCCCUUUGGUAUAUUAUUCCUUUGCAGGUAUAAUCACUUCCAAUUGAUGGCUAAGUAAAUAUUCCUCAGUUGUACAAUUACAUGGAUUUUGAGAUCCCAAAGUCCGGCUGGAACUGUGGUUGAGUUUGGAAAAUAGAUGCACUGCAAAUUUGUGUGGGAAUGGAGCUCUUGUUCCCUUUGAACCUGACCGUUUGGGAAGUUGUGUAAAGCAGUAUAACAUUACUCUUGAUUUAAACCUGAGAUGUUACUGUAUUGACUUUGCUGCAGUGUAAGUUUCACAUUAUAAGUGCUGUUCUGCCUUGUAAUUUUAAGUUGAAUUCAUUAAGAAACAUGAUCAAAUCUG